Molecule: messenger RNA, 6615 nt
Organism: Clarias gariepinus (North African catfish)
Lineage: Eukaryota; Metazoa; Chordata; Actinopteri; Siluriformes; Clariidae
Product: mucin-5AC-like
Exons: 19
Coding region: 280-5196 (1638 amino acids)
Biological process (GO): microtubule cytoskeleton organization
Cellular component (GO): microtubule cytoskeleton
Source: RefSeq, a predicted model, not a curated record
ACUGCGUUAUAAACCUCAGGCCCUCAAUCCAAGUUGCCAGAUUAAGUAAUUUAAUUACAUUUAACCUCAUCAUGUCAGUAUUUAAUUUAAUUUCCGCUGAUUCUGUAUAAUUAGCGUUUAUUAUCCUUUUUAGUUUAAAGGUUUUAAAGCACUUAUGAUUAAUAAAGCGGAUAGAGUGUAGGACAUCUGCUUUAUAACCAUCAGAGGUUUUACAAUUCAUGUUUAUAAAGGGCGGAUAAACACAUCCUGUAAAUCUGGCAACUCUGAACCUGCUGGAAGAUGGAGGGGAGCGCGAGACACAUAGAGACCGGAAGUACAGCUAAAGUGAUGACAUCAUCACCAGUUUCUGAAAAGAAACAUCAGAGAAAUGGCCACGCCUCUCCAGCUCACCAGGCAGCCAAUCAGAGCAGCCCGACUGCUGGUAAACAGACUGAGAUGUUGACUCCGCCCUCUGUGUCGGAGAAGAAGACUGUGACCAAUGGGAGUGCUUCACCUGUUCGCCAUCCGGCCAAUAGCAGCACAAACCAGACAGGUGUGGAGUGUCUCCUCAAAACAGAUGACAGGAUGCGAUUGGCCAGAGAGAGACGGGAGGAGAGAGAGCGGAGUCUGGCGAUGAGAGAGCAGGCUCUGAUGGAGAAGGAGCGGCGUGCUCGUCUGCAGUACGAGAGGACGAGGGAGGAGAGGUGGAGACGUCUGGAGGAGCAGAGGCAGAAGGAGGAGCAGCGCAGAGCCGCUGUGGAGGAGAAGAGGAGGCAGCAGCUCGAGGAGGAAAAGGAGCGUCUGGAGGCUUUGAUGAGAAAAUCAAUGGAGCGAAGUCUUCAACUGGAGAACAGAAACAAGCGAGGGACCUGGGGGAUCAACGGACAGAUCCAUCACAGUCACAUGACCUCUGUGGACAACCUGACACUCCAUCGUCUCUGUACGCACACACACUCCUCACUCGCUCGCUGCAGCAGUGAUGCUGAACUGCGUGUCCUCUGUCCACGGUGCACAGUUCCCUCCAGUCCUCACAGGUCACUGUACUCUGCGUCACCGAGCCGUCGCCGUGCCAACGCUGUUGCUAUGGAGAUGAGCGGGACAAAUUCAGCUCCAAAUACCCCGAAGAAGGAAAGGUUGCGCACAGAGAGAAGGACGCCGACUGGAUCACCUGUGAGACGAGCUCACUCUCCUGCUGAUGUCAUCCGGCGCACUGCCUCGCCAAAGUUGAUUCCCAGGAGUCAUAAUCAGUCCCCUGUCCCACUCCAUCAUUACCCUCCGUCCCCUAACAAGCAAGCCCAAGAGUUCAAAGGUCAUGACCCUGCAGAUAAAAAGCCGCUGAAUGAGACUGAGGUCAGCACAGGGCGCGCAAGCGGAACCUGUAAGGGAGAGAACUCGAAACCUGCAGAUGGGAGCGCAGACGGGAGAGCGGAACCCUCACCUCUGAUACCUCUGACCUCUGGAAAGCUCGUUGCCGGGACAACCGAUGGGGACGAGGUUUCUCGGGUGUUGGCGGAACGACGACGUCUCAGUCGAAUACAGAAGGAGCAGGAGGAAAGGGAGAGGCUGAAAGCUGAACAGCUGAGGAAGCAGGAGGAAAAAGAGAUAAAGGAGGAGGAGAAGAAGAAAAGAGCAGAUGAGGAGAAGGAACUGCAGGAGAAACAGGAAGUGAUGCGAGAGCUGAUGAAGCAGCAGGAGGAGCAUGAGCGACAGCAGAGGAAAAAGAGAAUUGAGGAGAUCAUGAAGAGGACGCGGCGGAGCGAUGAAGAAGUGAAGAAAGACGACGGUCAGGAGCCUUACUUCCCUCUGUCACACACACACUCACACACACUGUCUCUGCCCGGUGAAGUCCAGGUGAACUCAAAGGUAAAUGGUGAAGUGAAAGCCCCGCCCACCGGUGCACAGGUGAAGCCACACACACCUGAACGCGUCAUCAAGCAGCAUGAGAGUGCAGAGAAGAGUUCACACACACCUGCACAAGUGCUGCACAACACUCCAUCAUUAAACUCUCCUGAUCAUAGAGGAGCAACUGUGAGAGCGGACAUGGCUCCGGCGACGCCUCACAGAAGCUCACCUGUCAGAGAGGAACAGAGCACUCAGGUGAGGAAAAUCAACAAUUCAUCGGAAAAGCUGCAGGAGACACGGGUGAAGAGCUCUGCUGAAAACAAUGAGAAGAAACAUCUCCCAGUCAAGGAGAGAGACCAGUCAACAGGCCAGUUGAUCAGACCAGAACUUACACAGGUGAGCAAACAGGAGACUGGUGGCCAGGGCAAAAGUUCCCCACUUGAGCAAGUGAAGAGUCCAACCUCCCAACAGGUGGACAGCCCAGUGAAGACUCCAACCACCCAACAGGUGAACAGCCCAGUGAAGAGUCCAACCUCCCAACAGGUGAACAGCCCAGUGAAGGGUCCAACCUCCCAACAGGUGAACAACCCAGUGAACAGCCCAACCUCCCAACAGGUGAACAGCCCAGUGAAGGGUCCAACCUCCCAACAGGUGAACAACCCAGUGAACAGCCCAACCUUUCAACAGGUGAACAGUUCAUUGAAGGGUCCAACCUCCCAACAGGUGGACAGCCCAGUGAAAAGUCCAACCUCCCAACAGGUGAACAGCCCAGUGAAGGGUCUAACCUCCCAACAGGUAAACAACCCAGUGAACAGCCCAACCUCUCAACAGGUGAACAGCUCAUUGAAGGGUCCAACCUCCCAACAGGUGGACAGCCCAGUGAAGAGUCCAACCUCCCAACAGGUGGACAGCCCAGUGAAGAGUCCAGCCUCCCAACAGAUGAACAGCUCAGUGCAUAGUCCAAUCUCUCAACAGAUGAAUACUCCAGUAAAGGGUCACACGUCCCAACAGGUGAACAGCCCAAUUAAGAGUCCCACCUCCCAACAGGUAAAUACCCCAGUCAAGAGUCACACCUCUCAACAGGUGAACAGCCCAGUGAAGAGUCCCACAUCUCAACAGGUAAAUACUCCAGUGAAGAGCCCAACCUCCCAACAGGUAAACAGCCCAGUGAAGGGUCCAACCUCCCAACAGGUGAACAACCCAGUGAACAGCCCAACCUCCCAACAGGUGAACAGCCCAGCAAAGAGUCCAACCACCCAAAAUGUGAACAGCCCAGCAAAGAGUCCAACCACCCAACAGGUAAACAGCCCAGCAAAGGGUUCAACCACCCAACAAAUGAACAGCCCAGUGAAGAGUCCAACCUCCCAACAGGUGAACAGCCCAGUGAAGAGUCCAACCUCUCAACAAAUUAACAGUCCAGUAAAGAGUCCCACAUCUCAACAGGUACAUACUCCAGUGAAGUGUCCCACCUCCCAACAGGUGAACAGCCCAGUUAAGAGUCCCACCUCCCAACAGGUGAACAGCCCAGUGAAGAGUCCCAUGUAUCAACAGGUGAAUACUCCAGUGAAAAGUCACACCUCCCAACAGAAGAACAGUCCAGUUAAGAGUCCCACCUCCCAACAGGUAAAUACCCCAGUGAUAAGUCACACCUCUCAACAGGUGAACAGCCCAGUGAAAAGUCCAACCUCUCAACAAAUCAACAGCCCAGUGAAGAGUCCAACCACCCAACAGGUGAACAGCCCAGCGAAGAGUCCAACCACCCAACAGGUGGACAGCCCAGCGAAGAGUCUAACCACCCAACAAAUGAACAGCCCAGUAAAGAGUUCCACCUCCCAACAGGUGAACAACCCAGUGAAGAGUCCAACCUCUCAACAAAUGAACAGUCCAGUGAAGAGUCCAAGCGCUCAGCAGGUGUACAGCCAGGUGAAGUGUUCAGCCUCUCAACAGGUGAACACCCCAGUGAAGAGUCCAACAACCCAACAGGUGAACAACCCAGUGAACAGCCCAACCUCUCAACAGGUGAACAGUUCAUUGAAGAGUCCCACCUCCCAACAGAUGAACAGCCCAGUGAAGAGUUCCACCCCCCAACAGAUGAACAGCCCAGUGAAGAGUCCAACCUCUCAACAAAUGAACAGUCCAGUGAAGAGUCCAAGCGCUCAGCAGGUGUACAGCCAGGUAAAGUGUUCAGCCUCUCAACAGGUGAACACCCCAGUGAAGAGUCCAACAACCCAACAGGUGAACAACCCAGUGAACAGCCCAACCUCUCAACAGGUGAACAGUUCAUUGAAGAGUCCCACCUCCCAACAGAUGAACAGCCCAGUGAAGAGUUCCACCUCCCAACAGAUGAACAGCCCAGUGAAGAGUCCAACCUCUCAACAAAUGAACAGUCCAGUGAAGAGUCCAAGCGCUCAGCAGGUGUACAGCCAGGUGAAGUGUUCAGCCUCUCAACAGGUGAACACCCCAGUGAAGAGUCCAACCACCCAACAGGUGAACAACCCAGUGAACAGCCCAACUUCUCAACAGGUGAACAGUUCAUUGAAGAGUCCCACCUCCCAACAGAUGAACAGCCCAGUGAAGAUUCCCACCACCCAACAGGUGAACAGCCCAGUGAAGAGUCCAAGCGCUCAGCAGGUGUACAGCCAGGUGAAGUGUUCAACCUCCCAACAGGUGAACAGUUUAUUUAAAACUACAACAACUCAAGAAGUGAAUAACCAAAUAAGAAGUGCAACCUUUCAGCAGGUGAACAGCCCACUGAAGACUCCACCCUCACAACAGGUGAAAAGUGCUGUGGACUGUCCAAACACUCUGCAGAUGAACAGUCAAGGGAAGGGUUCUACCUCUGAACAGGUGAACAGCCCACUAAACAUUUCAACCUUCCAGGAGGGGACCAGCCAGGUGAAAAACAACACCACCCCACAGGUGAACAGCCCAGUCAAGAGUGAGCAAGUGAAUGCCCAAAUGAGCUCGCAGGUGAAAAAAAUCAUGAUGACAUCACAGGUGACAUCAAAGAUGCCAUCACAUAGCUCCUCCCCUCUCAGCUCACAACCUCCAUCACAGGUCCCACCACCUCCCAGUGACUUGGAGUCUCUGAAGAAAAGGGGCGGGGCCAGAAAGGAACCAGCGGAAGAGUCUCAGACGAUGGAGGUCAGCCCUGUGUCUAAAGAGGUACUUGUCUCGAUUCCGAAGUUCUCUCCCAUUGCUGAAGUUCAGACUGUUGUGAACAACACACGGGCGCUGGAGGACCUGCUGGAUCUGACCGGUCAUGUCAUGUAUCCCAUAAUGCCCCGCAGCACCGCCCAUGGAGAUUGCAACAAAAACGUCAUCGAGCUGAAACAGGCAUCUAACACAGUGAACACGAGGAGCAGGAAGGAGUGAGAGGUUGAGCGAGCGACAGAGAGGAAGAGGACGCAAAAAAAGAGAAGAUGGUUCAUCGCUGGAUGAACAGACUGAGCAUUUCGCUCUAACGUUAGCCACAUUAACAUUGUCUGCUACAGCUAGUAAUAGCACCGACACACUCGCGGCUGGACUCAAUGUAAAUUAUUAUUUGUUUAUUUCUGUUUGCAUAAUGAGGACAUGUGCAGAUGCGUGUGCUGUUUGUUAGCACUGCGUAAUUCUGUGUUAGGCUUGUUCUGAUAAUCACACACACACUAACUAUUUAUCAUGAUAAUCAGUUUUAUUUAACCCGUAAACAUGCUAGUGCAACCCAAACAGAUCUGCCUAGCUAGCAUUACUUAGUUACCUAGUUAAUUAGUUAGCUAUGUUAGCUGGCAUGUUCAUCUCUAUAAGAGGUUGUAUUUUAAAAACUAUACACCAGUACGCAUUCAUGACAUCGUAGAGCGAUUAAAAAAAAACCCAACAUGCUGCUGCUGUGGUGUAUCCGCAUGCCUGGGGUGUAAAUACUUAACUGUACAGUUCUACAGGAUGUGUGUGACAUGUUUGUUAAUGAAGAAGAGGAACAUCCUUACAAAGGAGAUGCGCAUUGGAGUGUCAGAGGUUGUUAACGUCAUCAGAAGCCUAGCUUCGUGGUUAUGCUAGUACUCUAGGUUUUAUCUUUAACACACAGUAUGACUGGAAUGUAGCGCACAAUUUUAAAGCAUAGUGUAUGCGAUUAGCUAGCUGACAUCAGUGUAGGUAAGCUGCCAUGGUAGCUAGCGUUAGCGAGCCGGGUAGCUAGCUGUGUUAGCAAGCAUGCUGUUUGCCACAAGUGCUAAUUUUGCUUAAAAAGCUGGAGAUAAUACACAAUAAUAAAAAUAAAGGUUAAGCCCAUAAUGAUCAGAUUAAACAUGUAACUCUGUUAAAUUAUAAAUCUGCAGUGUUGGUGGGAUGAAACACUCGUGUGUAUGAACUGGACGUUUUGAAAGGCACAGACUGUUUGUGAUGAUCAGGGUCGCUGGUUCCACAGGCUGUGUCUCGUUAGUUUUUGUGAAGCAGGACAUGUGAUCCACUUUACACGCUGUAUUAACGACAGGGUUAGCAUUAGCGUGUGGGACAGGCCGUCAUGCUAGCGUCAGGGUCUAGCCUUACUUCAGAUCCACAAUAUUACUAUAAUGUACUAAGUAUUUAAACACUUUAUCUUAGACAGAAUUUAAACGUGUAUGAGUGCUGCUGCAAGUGAGGUUCAAACCGACACACUGGAACAGCUUUUACAUAAAACUGGAUUCUUCCUUUUUCCUUGCUGCUAGUGUAUCGAUCAUCUUACUGCACUGUACUUUCUUUAAACAAGCUGAAUGAAGCUUAAACGCUGUGUUAUGUAUAUUAAUAUGAUUAAAAAUAAGUUAAUAAAUAUUAUAAAAU